Molecule: messenger RNA, 1524 nt
Organism: Tetranychus urticae (two-spotted spider mite)
Lineage: Eukaryota; Metazoa; Arthropoda; Arachnida; Trombidiformes; Tetranychidae
Gene: Rrp47
Product: Ribosomal RNA processing 47
Biological process (GO): regulation of gene expression; maturation of 5.8S rRNA
Cellular component (GO): nucleolus; exosome (RNase complex)
Molecular function (GO): RNA binding; DNA binding
Source: RefSeq, a predicted model, not a curated record
GAUUUUGAACCACAUUUUUGCCUUUCAAUUGUAUUCAUUGUUUUUUGUUUUUGAUUAAGCUUAAAUUUUAUAAUUAAUUUAUUUUUCUAUCUAUUUGGUGGUUCCUUAUCUUGAUCUUGGUUGCUUUCACUUUCCUUACUGUAAUUUAUUAGCUGAAAAAUUGAUCAAUCAAGAUGGAUGUUCCUGAUAAUUUGAAAAAUCAAUUGAAUGUGUUCAGGAGUAAAAUGUCUUCUCUUAAAAGUGAUUGUCAAGCUUUAUUGCAUAAAUAUGAUUCUAUUCGAGAAAAUAUUGAUGGAAACGCUUUGGAGGAAGCUUCACUCGAUCUAGCAGCUGCCUUUACAAUCAACUCAUUGUUUUGGAUUUAUUUGACAUGUAAAGGAUUGGAUACUAAAAAUCACGAUCUGAAACUUGAGAUUAAUCGUAUUAAACUAGCCAACAUGAGAUUAAAAAAGCUGAAAGAUUCAGCUAAAGCUCCUAAACUUGAUGUACCAGCAGCACAAAGAUUUAUAAGGCAUUCCCUAUUUGAUCCGAAGGAUGAAGUUUCUGAGCGUACUGGUAAAGUUUCUUAUGAUUAUGAUGGCGAUGAUGACGAUAAUAACAAGAGAAAAAGAAAGCGAUUAGAAGAGGAAGUUGGAGACGUAAAGAUGGAGCAAGAUGAUGAUCAUAAUGAAGAAAGUGAAGACGAUGAAGAUGAUGAAGAUAAAGUUGAAACUAAUGAAGAUAAGACCAGUCUUGUUAAUGAAGGAAACAAGGGUGGACUCAAUGUACGAAAAAGAGGAAAAAGAGGCAAAAGAGGAGGUGGCUCGGAACAGGAGGAGAAACCAGCUGAUGGGUCCACUAUAGCUGACCACAAGGGUAAAAGAAGACGAAAUACAGCAAAAGAAUUUUUUAUCAACAAAAAAGACAAGAACCGGGGUCGAAGAAACACAAGAAGGAGAUGAAUUUUGCUAUAAAGAUGUAUGUCGAAGGAGGAUGGAAAAAUCGGAAAAUGAUGAGGGUGAGAAGCAGAUAAAGAGGAUGAUAGGAAGAGCAAAAGAUCCGCCGACUUGAUGAUAAAUGUUUAUACACUUUCAUCAGGCCUUAUAUAAAAACGAAAUUCAUUUAAUUCAUUUCACUUUCUCUUUACAAUCAAGUGUUAACACAAGUGUUUACGAAUUGACGUAAACCACCAAUAAACUUCGAGAGUCUCUAUUUCCUGGUGCCAAUUUCGUUCCAUCAGUGAUCAAACCUCAUUGGCCUACUGACCAGCACCAACAUCAACACCAAGGCAUAUUUUUCGUUGCAAUUUCAUUCUUUGGGCCUCUAUUAGGACUUACAUUUUUAUAUCAUUGACUUUUCAUCACUCUCAGCGAAUCAACAUUUUGUGCAAUUGUAAUUGUUCCGGUUAAUUUUGAUUUUCCUCGACGUCUGUUGAUAUCUCCAUUGAUCAACAUUUUCAAUCAUGAAACUGGUAUGUAAACACAUUUGAUUUACCCUGUUACCUUUUUGUCUCUUCUUGAAAAAUUAAAUCACUCUAAUUUGUCA